GUACUUCCGCCAACGUGCCCUGGGCCUUGGUCGCGACGCGGUUCACGGAAGUGCCUGAAGCUGAAGCGAUUCCGGUUUCAAUAGGAUCGGCUAAGCUGUUUAGUGAGACUUCCUCCAACUUUCUCAGGCCCUCUCGGGUUGUUGUUGCUUUUUUUUAACCUGGAUGUGACGUACUAAAGGAGUCGACGGAAGUAGAACCGUAGGGGUUCUAAAAUGGCGAACCGUACGGUAAAGGAUGCUCACAGCAUCCACGGCACCAACCCUCAGUAUCUGGUGGAGAAGAUCAUUCGGACUCGAAUCUAUGAGUCCAAGUAUUGGAAGGAGGAGUGCUUUGGGCUUACGGCUGAACUUGUAGUUGAUAAAGCCAUGGAGUUAAGGUUCGUGGGUGGUGUCUAUGGUGGCAACAUAAAGCCAACUCCCUUCCUGUGUUUGACCUUGAAGAUGCUUCAGAUUCAGCCCGAGAAGGAUAUCAUUGUAGAGUUUAUCAAAAAUGAAGAUUUCAAGUAUGUCCGCAUGUUGGGAGCACUUUACAUGAGGUUGACAGGCACUGCCAUUGAUUGCUACAAGUACUUGGAGCCUCUGUACAAUGACUAUCGAAAAAUCAAGAGCCAGAACCGAAAUGGGGAGUUUGAACUGAUGCAUGUAGAUGAGUUUAUUGAUGAACUACUGCACAGUGAGAGAGUCUGUGAUAUCAUUCUUCCCCGGCUACAGAAACGCUAUGUACUUGAGGAAGCUGAGCAACUGGAGCCACGGGUCAGUGCUCUAGAAGAGGACAUGGAUGAUGUGGAGUCCAGUGAAGAGGAGGAAGAAGAAGACGAGAAGCUGGAGAGAGUGCCAUCACCUGAUCACCGCCGGAGAAGUUACCGAGACUUGGACAAGCCCCGUCGCUCUCCCACACUACGGUAUCGGAGGAGCAGGAGUCGAUCUCCCAGAAGACGGAGUCGGUCUCCCAAAAGAAGAAGCCCCUCCCCUCGCCGCGAAAGGCAUCGGAGCAAGAGUCCAAGACGUCACCGUAGCAGGUCUCGUGACAGACGGCACAGAUCCCGUUCCAAGUCCCCAGGUCAUCACCGUAGUCACAGACACAGGAGCCACUCAAAGUCUCCUGAAAGAUCUAAGAAAAGCCACAAGAAGAGCCGGAGAGGGAAUGAGUAAUGGACUCAGUCUGGUUUUAGUCCAAAUGGCCUUUGUGGAGGGGACAGCAUCUGUGUGGGAGAACAAAUGAAGAUCUAUUCCCCAGGCAGCUAUGGGAAUAUUUUAGAUUUGUUUUUUAACACCAAGUUUCUUCACUUUUUCUUUUUUUUUUAAUGAAAGAGGUACUGAGUUUUGUAUCUCUUUUUGAAUUGUAAUCCACAUAUUUGAGGGAUGAUGCUUCCCAAAAGCUGCUUUUGACCUCUUUGUAUGACCAACCUUGUUUGUACUCAAAUUAUGAGGGUAGAAUGCAUUUGGAUGGAGGGUGCAAAUGAUGGGGAGGAUGUGGCCCCCGGUGACCCUUUUGCUAUUAAAUUUGAUAUACCCAUUUCCUA
Phacochoerus africanus (Common warthog) is the source of this 1523-nucleotide messenger RNA. It is a transcript of the gene PRPF38A, whose product is annotated as pre-mRNA processing factor 38A. The transcript is spliced from 10 exons. Gene Ontology annotation, cellular component: precatalytic spliceosome. Bases 214 to 1152 code for a protein of 312 amino acids. NCBI's taxonomy places the organism in Eukaryota, Metazoa, Chordata, Mammalia, Artiodactyla, Suidae. The record is from RefSeq and is a predicted model, not a curated record.